This is a messenger RNA of Annulohypoxylon truncatum, 1934 nucleotides long. Its product is annotated as MFS general substrate transporter. Lineage: Eukaryota; Fungi; Ascomycota; Sordariomycetes; Xylariales; Hypoxylaceae. Gene Ontology annotation, cellular component: fungal-type vacuole membrane. The transcript has 13 exons. The coding region runs from base 88 to 1785 and encodes 565 amino acids. The record is from RefSeq and is a predicted model, not a curated record. Gene Ontology annotation, molecular function: basic amino acid transmembrane transporter activity. Gene Ontology annotation, biological process: transmembrane transport; basic amino acid transport.
CCUGUGACAUCGAAUAUCAUAUUUCACCGCGUGCCAUUUACCAUUUCACAUGAGAAAGGCGGUAUUUUGCUUUCUUGUUCGUUUACGAUGGCGUCCUCUUCUGCCGCUGCCGUUGCCGAACUCGACGAUGAUGACCACCAUCACGACGAAGAUUUAGAACAUCGAUUUUCUGGCGACCGUUUAUUGGCAGACGAGGAGCCCCUGGUCCUCGAUUCUGUAAUUUCUACGGACUCGACGAAGUCACUUGUGCGUCAUAAGUGGUUGCUGUAUCUAGCGGCGGCAAGCUCGCUACUAUGCAUGUUCACUAUCAACUUUGAUCUGCUAUUCCUCUCGACCAACUACAGCAAGAGAAUUGCUUCCGACCUCCAUCAAUUAAGUAACGCGGUUUGGAUUAUUCUGGUUGGAUCCAUUACUGAGACCGCUUCUCAACCCGUCUACGCAUAUCUCAGUAAUAACCAGGGGCGUAAGAGAGCGUUCCUGCUCGCUGCAGGUCUCACAACUAUCGGUUUCUUGCUAUGUUCUCUAAGUACGCGACUUUUACAUUUGGUAUUAGCUCGCCUCGUUGUCGGUUCUGGCUGUGCCGGAGUAUCCCUCGUAGUAACUAUCAUAAUAAAUGACAAUGUUCCGUUGAAAGACUUCGCCCUUUGGCGUAGUCUACUCAUUUUCAUUCAGAUGGCCGGAGACGUCUCCGGGGGCCCCUUAGGAUCUGCUAUUGCUGAUGCAUCUAGUUGGCAAGCGGUAUACGGGAUAGAGACGAUAGUAAUGCUUUCCGGGCUCGUCGGAGCGUCUUUCUCUCUUGCGACUUCUCCAAACCAGAACGGAGACUCUCCAAAACCACGACUUGACCUCUUACAGAUACUUCUUCUGUUCGUUACAAUUGCGUUACCCCUAUUCGCUCUCAAUCUUGGUGGAGAUGUACUUCCCUGGAGUCAUCCUGCCGUGAUAGUGCUGUUUGCCUGCACCCCCUUGGCGUUCGGUGGAUUAAUUCUAGUCACCACGAACCGUUCGGCGAACACCUCUACGAUCAAAAGGCUGCUAGAUCAUCAUGCUGUUCUGGCUCUUUUUGCUACUACCUUCUUCGUUGUGUAUGCAUUCAACGCGUUUACUUAUAACAUGGCUGUAUACAUCGAGGCUCGAUCAUUCAACAACCCGUCCGGAUUUGGAGACUGGGCGCUUUCGUGCAUAUUUCUUUCACGGCCCUUCGGAACAUUCCUAGCUGGCUUAAUAAUUAAACAAUAUCGAAGCCCCUGGAUCUUGCUACGAUGCAAUAUGAUAAUAUGGUUUAUUUUAUACAUAAUGGCGAUGACGGGGAAGAUGCCUCUCGAAAAGCCUGCAACGGCCCCGUAUCUGUUACUCGUCGGUCUAAGUCUCGGAGUGUUCGAAAGCUCUCUUAUCGUGUCACUAUUUGCAACUGUACAGAAGAAAGAACAACCGUCGUUCCUCGCCAUGUUCAACGUGGUCGUUGCGUUUGCUGGAGAUGUUGGCGUAGGAGUUUCCUUAGCCUUAACACAAAACUUCCUUAAACGAGGCCUAUAUCGCGAGUUAGCCGACAUGCCAAACUCGGAAGAGGUCAUAGCCAAAGCGUUGGAAAGCCUAGAUUCGAUCCGCAACAUACCCGUUGACGAGCAAGCUAAGAUUAUAGACGUAUACAAAAAUUCGAUAGAGAAAGUCUGGGCGAUAUCCUGUGUAACACUUCUCAUCGGCAUUGGAGCGACGAUGUCACAACGAGUAGUUUAUCGAGAGGAGAACGAAUCAGAGACUAACGAGCAUGUCCAUACGGGGUAACCUGAGAUUAUGGGCCAAUUACCGCGAACUUUUUAGGUCAUAAGGUCAAAUCUUACAUACCCCUUUACUGAUAGAAUAGAUGUCGCACACAGCGAAUAGGUUCAUUCCUAAUAAUCAUUACAAGCACAAAGGCCUUGGCAAUAAGCACA